Diprion similis is the source of this 4468-nucleotide messenger RNA. RefSeq names its product serine/threonine-protein kinase KIN2-like. The record is from RefSeq and is a predicted model, not a curated record. Lineage: Eukaryota; Metazoa; Arthropoda; Insecta; Hymenoptera; Diprionidae. Gene Ontology annotation, molecular function: protein kinase activity; ATP binding. Gene Ontology annotation, biological process: protein phosphorylation.
GCAAAUGUUGCCAAAAACUGUAGAACAGAACGGUAAAGGCAGUCUCCUAUGUUUACCAUCAUUACUGACUCACUCAUGAAAUUACAAAAUGACUAGCGGUGUCAAAUUCUUGCAUCUAUCUCAAAUCGCAGCAACAAAAUGCAGCGACAGAUAUUUCACCUCCAUACUUCGUGCGCCGUGCUUAAAAGAAAACAAGUGAAACUUCAAUAAUUUGUUUAUGCAAACAGUCAUAUUGCGAAAUAUUGCGACUUGCGACAGUGAACUUGUUACGUGUACUUUAUAUUACAAAAACAUACAUAGAUAGUAUGUAGCAUGACGAUGUAUUAAUAAAAUUGGAUACAGAUCAUUCAGUAUUUGCCUGCAGUAUGCCUCACCUACGUAAAUCUGCCUUCAAAAUAUGACCCUAAUCGUCAGCGGUACCGCAGCCAGACAACUCCUACGUGUCGUAAUUGCCAACGUAGACACAAUGCUCAAUUUGGAAAAUGUUGCCGGCCCAUCAAGUGCCUCGUCAAACAUGUUGACAAACAAUUACGAGAUAAUGGACACUGCAGAGGCAGAGGACAACAUUUUGCGCCAGGACAGUGUGGUAGACCUUGUGUCGAGCAGCACAGAUGCUACAGUAAUUUUAAGCACGAUAGAAGAAAAUAAUUCUGCAAUUGAAGAUAAUUCCUUGAAUCGUGAUAUAUUAACUGGAAGUCAAACCGGCGAAAGCAGCGGCUUGUCUUCCGAGAUUCGAUUAAGUGGAACAAUUGCGCCGAGUAGUCAGGAUUCCUCGAACAAUGACAAUAAUACGGAAGAAAUUAGGGAGCCUAAUAGCAACCCUGAAUCUAGAAAUGAUGCUGAAAAGGUUCAUCAAGUACCUGAAUUGAAUUCUAGCAGUAAUAAAGAUAACAGCUGUAUUUAUAAUGCAAUGAAAUUCAAAUCAUGGAUUAAGAAUGAGGAAAUAGCUGGCUCCAAUUUUUGUAAAGCGUCCGGCUCAAACUGGCGCAAAGAAAAUCCUGCGUUCCAUGUUCCUGUGCCUGGUACACUUGUGGAUUCCAACUCCGUUAAACGAGCUGGUCCCUAUUUGCUCGGACCUCCAAUUGGCACUUCACCUGUGAAAAGCAUCGUCCAAUGCCUCGCACGUAAAGCGGGAUCUGAUAAGUUUUAUACGAUUAAAAUUCUUACUUUGAAAGAUGAGGAUGAAUAUGAAACACAAGAUGAUCGACAAGGAAAGAUGUUACUGCAUGCUGAAUAUUCUUUGCUAAGUCUCCUCUACAGCCAAGACGGCGUUGUGCAUCACCAUGGAUUUUUUAAAGAUUGCGCCUUAGAAGAAAAGAGCAUGCCGUCUGGCACCGUGUAUACAGGAAAAAUAAAACGUCGCCUGUGUCUUGUAUUGGAUUGUCUAACUGCUCACGAUUUCAAUCCAAAAAAUGACGAACUGCUCAAUUUACAGCACCAUGUGAUAAGGGAAAAGAAAUUAUCAGAAAGAGAAACAUUGCUAAUAUUUUCUGACACUGUUAGAAUAGUUGCUUGUCUUCACAUGAGAAACAUUGUACACAGGGAUCUGAAACUGGGAAAUAUAGUUCUGAAUCGUAGGACAAGGAAAGUAACUAUAACGAAUUUUUGCCUGGGAAAGCACUUGAGUAGUGAAGAAGAUCUCUUGAAAGAUCAACGUGGCUCACCUGCUUACAUAUCACCUGAUGUUUUAUGUGGUAAGCCAUACCUGGGAAAACCAUCUGACAUGUGGGCACUUGGUGUGGUGCUCUUCACGAUGCUCUAUGGACAAUUCCCAUUUUACGACAGUAACCCGACACAAUUGUUCAGCAAAAUAAAAGCAGCCAACUACCAUAUCCCGAAUGACAGUAGAGUCUCCGAGGGGACAGUGUCUCUGAUAAGAAAUCUGCUAGUGCUCGAACCGAAGAAACGCUUGACUGCGAUGAAAGUGCUGGAUUCCUUGUCUACCAUAAUAGCCACAUUCAAAGUUCCUAAUGUAAUGGGAGAAGAUCUCCAAGUAGUUCCUGACAUAGACGAUAUGAAAGACAAAAACAGUGAGCAAGCACUGCUGAGUCCUUCACCGUCACCAAUAACCAAGGAUAACAAAACUGGGAAUAAAAAAAAAAGUCAAGAUACCAGUAAUAAGGAAUUGGGUGACUUUUCAAAACAAGUUACCCUUCAGGAGCAAAUGGAAAAGAUGAUACGACAACAGCAAAGUCCCUUAGUUCCACAAAGACGGCCUUAUGGCCAGAUCCCGCUUCAUAGAGUGGACUCAGAUGCUCGAGAGUUAACUCCCGCUGAAUUGUCUAGGUUUAAGCACCUCAUUCCAAGAGAUAAUCAGAGAUCGCACGGACAGAGCCCUAACAGAAGAGAAGGUGUUCUUCUUAGAUUAAGAGGCAAUUCAAGGAGCAGAUCUGUCGCCACAAAUCAGAUUUUAGUGCACCGUGAUCAGAACGUAUCGACGAGUGGUGCGACUCCUCAAAAUAGCGUUUCUGCAUUUGCUAACAACCCGUUGAGCACCGACGCAUCCCAAAACUCAGCCCGUGCAUUGCCGAACACGUCAAGUAUGUCAGAAAUCGAGAAUAGGACAACAUCUUCGUCAAAUUUGAUAGAUAAUUUGGCUUCAGCUAGAAUUCACGGUAAUUCCGCCUCCAGCCGGACAGGGAGUAGCUCUAAUCUCCGCCGUUUUCAUCACCACCCUAGUAUCCCACAAAACGAUGGAAACAAUACUUCCACCAGCCAGUAUACGCAGAUCAGAAGUAAUCCUGGGCCGAGGACAAAUCAAAACGGCUCAACGCCAUCACAGGUCCGAAUUUUUGCACCUUCUCACAGUCAGCACAGGCGUUUGUCUCUCACCGAUUCCCAGGAGGGUAGUUUAUACUCUCUAGAAACUCAGGACAGACAGCCAAACGCAUCAAACACAUUACAGCAGGGAAGUGAAAUUCAUAAUUCCAACGCUCAAAUUAGGCGUAAUAAUUACACAGAAUCCCUGCUGCAAGUUCCGCUCUCAUCGUCGCAGAAUGACGCAGGCAGACGUUUUUUCCCAUCGAACAGAUCCACACCAGAGCUCCUCAGACAUAACAGACAAAACCGAUUCAGAGAUUCUAUUGCCGAUCAGCUGGCAUCUUUCCGAGUCAGGAUGCAGCAGAACAGGAUCAACAAUAUCACAAGGGAGUUGGAUGUACAGAAUAGAUUGGCCAAUCUGAUGUCAGGAAUCAGUGAUGCCAAUUCUAGCAGGACGUUGGACCUUCCUUUACACAGGCCAGCGAUUUCUCAUCACAGACAUUCCCCCUACACUACACGAUCAGGAGGCCUUACGUCCGACAGAGACAGGGAAGCGUACAGUGGCAGAAAUUCGAGGCGUGGAAUCCAAGAGAGAGGGGGCAUAACUGAUCCAAGUCUAAAUGUCCCGAAUUUAGAUGCCAGCUGGUCUUUGAGCAGAGAUGAUAAUGCAAGUUCUAGUAUUCCUACAAGAGGCAGUGUAUCUAGCGCUUCAAUUCCUCGUGCAGAGCAGAAUUCAAGCUUGUCUAAUAAUUCAGCCAUGACAGUGUCGGCACGAUCUGCAGGAUCAUCUUCAAGCUCCUCUGGUUCAGCUUCGAGAAACAUUUCGGCCCUCCCCAGGGACUCUGCACUGAUUAGCAACCAGGAAGAAAGUCAGGAUUCUAUUUUGAUUCACAGGGGUAUUAGAUUUCAAUUGUCACCAAGGUCUCAGAGAAGUUUGAGUGCCUUUCUGCGGAGCAAAUUAGAUGAACAUGCUCGUGGCACUAGGAGAUAGUAUUCUUUCUUGUGGAAAGAAACGAUAUUUCCACUUUUCAUUCAAAUGUCAAAUAUCGCGAUAAGAAUUAAUACAAUAAAUAAAUAAACUUACCGAAAGUUAACUGACUUUUCGAAAGAAUAUUACAGGAUAUUUUCGUUCUUUCACAGAAAAUCAAUUUUCUUUAGUUGUGUCUAAAGAAAUUAUGAAGAUUAUUUCAUUCUCUACAGACAAUGACAGUACUCUAUUAAUACACGAUUAACAUUGUAUGAAUCUCAGUGUCAAUCGUGAUUAGACACCGUGUAUCAACAUGCUUGUAUAUCUAAAUUCGCUACUGAGCAAAAUUUAUAUCAGAAAAUGUCAUUCGAUUCAUAAUAUGUAUAUAGGUAAAUAUACGUACCUGUAUAAAUAUACAUUAAUAUAUUAUAUAACUGAUUAACAAAUACGUUUUUGUUGCAUUAUCGAAUCAGGGAAUGUGAAAUAGUUUGAAAUGUUAUCAGGCAACCCAUAAAACUGGAAUACAGACGCGUGCGUAAUUCUUAGGUUUUGUUCCUCAAAUUUAAUUCCCGGAUAUGCGCAUAUACUAGCUAUGCAAUGCGUUCUUUUGCCUUUUUACUCAAUAUCUGCAGUUUUUACGGUUUAAUUAUAAUGAAAAUAUUUCUAUUGUGGUUUAAAAUGGUACAGUAUCUGGAUAUUAUAAUGAAAAACAAUAGUAAUAAAAUACCACUCGAAAGUUUA